AUGACUUCUACCGACUCGCGACCGUUCCGUUUCCUGGACCUACCUGUCAAGAUACGCAACGCAGUCUACCGCAUGCUGUUAUGCAACUUCGAGCACGCGCCUACACGUGUUGCCGUCCAGGGCACGUCCGACUUUGAGAAGCUCCGUACCGCCAAGCAUUCCAUUGAGCCAGCCGUCCUCUGCACCAACCAGCAGAUCCACCGCGAGGCCUACGAUGUCAUGGUCAGGGAGAAUGGCUUCGUCCACGUCAAGUGCGUGGGUGGCUUGCCACUCGGAAUAGGCCUCAUGGCGUCUUGCGUCCCAAUAGUCACUCAGAACGCAGCCGCUGCCGAUCGCUUCAGAGGAUACAUUCUCUCUGUUUCGCUCUGCGCCAAUCGAGAUUCGCCCAGAGCCUUGAGCGUGAGCGACCACCCCUUAUUCGCUCCUUGUAGCCUCAUCAUUCUCAGCCGAGACCUGGAUGGCUUCUGUCGCGCCGUGGCGGAUGCCGAUAUACACAUACCGGGCUGUAGCAAGCUGCUCGUCAUGUCAAUUACCGUGGCCCCCAAACUCGCUCAGCUUCUACCGAUGUCUCAAAAGUCGAUCGGGGCCUUCUUGACCGAAAAGAUGCAAGAAACGGUACUGUCCCCAUUCCGACGACUCCGUGGUCUGAAGGCCGUACAAGUACAUGGUCACGUCUCUCGCGAGCUUGCCAAUGCCGUUCGCGACCAGAUGGGUUAG
Molecule: messenger RNA, 717 nt
Organism: Anthostomella pinea
Lineage: Eukaryota; Fungi; Ascomycota; Sordariomycetes; Xylariales; Xylariaceae
Source: the annotation of a GenBank genome assembly